Molecule: messenger RNA, 1302 nt
Organism: Plasmodium fragile
Lineage: Eukaryota; Apicomplexa; Aconoidasida; Haemosporida; Plasmodiidae
Exons: 8
Coding region: 1-1302 (433 amino acids)
Biological process (GO): protein peptidyl-prolyl isomerization
Cellular component (GO): catalytic step 2 spliceosome
Molecular function (GO): peptidyl-prolyl cis-trans isomerase activity
Source: RefSeq, a predicted model, not a curated record
AUGUCCGAAGUGUAUAGCAUCGAGCCCAAAACGUCUGGCAGGGUAACCAUCUACACCAGCCUGGGCGACUUGGAAAUCCUCCUGUUUUGCAACGAGUGUCCGGUAGCAUGCCAGAACUUCAUUCAGCUUUGCCUGAACAACUACUACAACGGAAAUAAAUUUUUUCGAAUCAUUCCCAAGUUUUUGAUCCAGACGGGGGACCACACGAAUACGGGACUACACAACGAGUACGCCUUCAAGGAACCGUUCCAGAAUGAGUGCAACCGGCGACUGAAGUUCCUGUACGCGGGAUGUGUAUCCUUCGCUAACCUUAAUAUAGAAAAGCCAUCCAAUGGAAGCCAAUUCUUUAUCACCUUGGACAAGGCAGAAUACCUGAACAAUAAAAGCACUCUGUUUGGGAAGGUGGCUAAACACAGUAUCUACAAUCUCCUCAAGUUCAAUCAGAUAAAAACGAACAAGAAGGAUGAACCGAUAGAGGAUGCUCCAUACAUUCAAUAUAUUAAAAUUGAGGAGAACCCAUUUCACCACUUGGUCCCUUAUGCCAAUUAUGAGAAGGAGGUGAAGGAAAAGAGGCAGCAGGACACACGCCGGGAACCGCCCAGCGAAGUGAAGAAGCUCAGGGGAAACUUGCUCUCCUUUGGCUACGACGAGGGGGAAGAAGCAUCUGACGGGGGAGAAGUCGCUGACGAGGGAGAAGCUACUCAUGAGGAAGAAGCUACUGAUGAGGGAAAGGCGCAAGGGGCGAGGUACGGCCCAUCGGGCGACCUGCCCACCGAGAAAGACGGAACGAACCCAGAAGCGCCCCCCGCAGGAGAACCCCAAAGGAGGACAUCCUUAGGAUCGAGUAAAAGGGAAAGCAAAAUGGUUGAGGACAAAAUUGAUAAGUUGAAAAAAAAAACAAACGACAUUGAAAAGGAGAAAGGGAAAAGGAAGGAAAGGGACAUUGCAGCGAGGGACCUGGGCACCUUGGAUGAGUGUUAUUUGAAGAAAAUCAGGAAGUACCAUAAAAUGUCCAAGCGUGAGAGGGAGAAGCAGUCUCUGCAAAAAUUGGAAGAAUUCGAUAACAGGCUGAAGGGGCUUUUUUCCCAUGACGGAGAAACCACCCAAGGGAUGAAGCAUGACUGGCUGAACACCCAGGGGUUGAAAUUCCGGAUUGACUCCGCCAAUGCAUACGAACAUGAAGACAUAAAAAAAAAAGUGGUUAAUCCAAUGGACAGUGAAAACAAACGUCCUUAUGAUUCAAAGUUCAGCAUGGAGAAAUAUAUGAAGGAGAAGCGGUCGAAAGAACACCCCGCGAAGUAG